Messenger RNA from Trichophyton rubrum CBS 118892, 1708 nucleotides. RefSeq lists its product as uncharacterized. Gene Ontology annotation, biological process: transmembrane transport. The coding region runs from base 1111 to 1650 and encodes 179 amino acids. The record is from RefSeq and is a predicted model, not a curated record. Lineage: Eukaryota; Fungi; Ascomycota; Eurotiomycetes; Onygenales; Arthrodermataceae. The transcript is spliced from 2 exons. Gene Ontology annotation, cellular component: endoplasmic reticulum; membrane.
AUCCCCCAUCUCGCCCUACUUGUCUUUGAAGCGGUCCUCGAGGUUGUCUGUGUCUCACUACCAGGGUACAUCAUCGCACGCAUGGGCAUGUUCGAUGCCGAAGCCCAGAAGUUUGUCGCCAACUUGAACGUCAUGCUAUUUACGCCUUGUCUGAUCUUCACCAAGCUUGCUUCCCAGCUGACGGCAGGUAAGCUGGUGGAUCUAGCUGUUAUCCCGGUGCUUUUCAUCAUCCAGACACUGGUCUCCUAUACUUCGGCGUUGAUAGUGUCAAGAUGUUUUGGUUUCAGGAAGAGACAGUCCAACUUCGUCAAGGCCAUGGGAGUAAGUCAUGAAGUCGCUGGGGGCCGGGAGACAUUGCGGUGGCUGAAAGAAAAAGAGAGUGCUAAUAACACAGCGUAGGUCUUUGGCAAUUCGAAUUCCCUGCCGAUAUCACUGGUGAUUUCACUUUCAAAGACACUCUCUGGCCUGCACUGGGACAAGAUCCCCAACGACAACGACAACGAAGUCGCCGCCAGAGGAAUCCUUUACCUGCUCAUUUUCCAGCAGCUCGGCCAGGUGGUCCGCUGGAGCUGGGGAUACCAUGUUCUUCUGGCUCCUCGGGAAGCCUACUUGCGCGACGAGGAAGAAGCCCCUAUCAAUGCUGCAGAUAGAUACCGCGAUGACCCCGAAGAAGACGAUGAUAAUGAUAGUAACGAUGGUAGAUAUCUCGACGAACCAGAGGAUCUAGUUCGCACUGCAGUUAACAGCGGAAACACUACUCCUCGAUCGACACACUCGGAAGACUCCUUGCACUUUGAAUCCGGCUCGCAGACGCCGGUUCUCGAACGACAUCGCCCGUAUGCCAAAAUUAACAGUGCUGACGGUAGCCAUCACAACGACGAGACAGACCUGCCUGCUCUAGUCCUGCCAACAGGCCAAUUUCUCGUCCGACCAGACCAGGCCGACAGCAGUAGUAAACAGUCAUUCCUCUGCCGCAUCCUCCGCCCCAUUACCACCAGCAUACGCUCCACUUCCCAACGUUUCUUCGCCUCCUUACCUGUUCCGCUCCAGAAGAGUCUCAGCUGGGUCUCUUCCCGGCUUACCUCGUUCUUCUCUGGCCUCUGGUCUUUCAUGAACCCUCCUCUCUGGGCGAUGCUUAUUGCCGUCCUCGUAGCCUCUAUCCCGUCCGUCCAGCGUGUCUUCUUCACCCCAGGCAACUUCCUGAGCAACUCCGUCACCCGCGCUGUGAAGCAGUCCGGCGGCGUUGCAGUUCCUCUGAUCCUAGUCGUUCUCGGUGCCAACCUGGAACGAAGCACCCUGCCCAAGGAUGUCUUAUCCGACGACGACGAUCCAGCUGAAGAGCGUAAACUCAUCGUUGCUUCGCUAGUAGCUCGUAUGGUUCUUCCAACAGUCAUCAUGGGUCCAAUUCUUGCCCUGGUCGCCAAGUUUGUGCCUGUCAGUAUCCUGGAAGAUCCCAUCUUCAUCGUCGUGUGUUUCCUGCUGGUGGGUGCACCUUCGGCCCUGCAGCUGGCUCAGAUCUGCCAGAUCAAUAACGUCUAUAUGGGCGCGAUGUCGAGGAUCCUCUUCCAUUCCUAUGUCAUAUGGAUCCUCCCGUCAACCCUUAUACUAGUAAUGUCCGCUCUGCAGGUCGUCCAGUGGGCCGCCAGCUAGUUUCUUCUGCUCUUUCAUCUUUCACUGGUAUUAUUUGGUCUUUUCAUGUUCGCUCGGG